AUGAUGGCAAUUAAACUUUUCAUUGGCAUAUUUUUUGGGUUUUUGAUUUUCACAACUAAUAUUGCUCAUGGUACAAGGCUUGCUGGAAAGGAAAAACUACCCCUUCGAUAUCGUGUGGGUACAAGUAAUAUUGGUUGUUCCACAGGAGACAUGACAUGUAGAGGAGGGCAUGAGUAUUAUAGAAAAAAAUCUCUCAAGGAAAACAUAGGAGGAAUGCUUAAGGGAGGUAUUGGAAUAAGUCAUGCUGAUGAUAAUAAAGAAAGCAUCAAGAAUAUACAAGGAGAAGGAUGUGUGAAUAAUGAUCUUAGUUGUAAUGAUGUUAACGGACCAAACAUAAACAACAAGAACAAAAGAUACGCCGUCAACAAAAAUGGCUACCCAAAUAUCGAAAACAAUGAUGUUGUGACUAAUAACAGAAAUAACUUAAACAACAAUGGUAGCCAGAACAAUAUCGGAAACAAAAGUGGAAGCAAUAAUGGUGCCAUCAGUAGAAAGAAUAAUAGUGUCAUUCGUGGAAAUGUUUCCCAAAACGGCAACGAAACCGUCAAUGGUUCUGGCAGUGUAAAUAACAAUAGCGUUGGAAUUGGAGAUGAAAGCGGAAAGGGUAACAACGUCUUCCACUACAAUGAAGGAUCUCCUGCAACUCCUGAUUCAGCCUGA
Molecule: messenger RNA, 660 nt
Organism: Lactuca virosa
Lineage: Eukaryota; Viridiplantae; Streptophyta; Magnoliopsida; Asterales; Asteraceae
Source: the annotation of a GenBank genome assembly